ACAGCAAAUGAAUCCCAACCAAGUCAACCCAGUAAGCCGUGGAUCUGUGACGUCACUCGCCCGAUAUAGCCGCGGGCGUGGGACUAGGGGCGAGAGUACACGGCAAGACCUGGGCCGCAGAUACACGUCCGCCUCGUUGCUUAGCAACGGCACACGUCCCGGCAACGCCGGCGGGGGCGUGACUGGUACAGUCUCAGGCACAGGCACACCCACCACCGACACACACGACCGCGACAGAGACAACAGCGGCGGUUGGCAGACCCAGCAACGCCACGGGAAGUCGUCUGUGGAUGGGCUGCAGCAGAAUGGCUGGAGCUCCCGCACCCCAGUCUCGGGUGGGACGGGCCGAGAAGACCUGGCCAGCCUGCACCCGAACGAAUUUGGGACAGGGCCGACGGGUGCGGCUGAACGUGAGCGGGGUGUGCCGUCCGAUGCAGCCACCCCGGGCGGGGCCGAUAUAGGCGUGGGUGUAGGCGGAUUGAUUGCGGGAUCCCGCAUUAGCGUUACCUACCGCGAAGCCCACACUCACCGCCGCCUGACGGCUACGAUGAGUGCCACAGGGCCUGUGGGUAGUGCCACGGGCUUUGGGGCUGAACGGGCUAGCAACCGUGACUCGCCGGGGAUUGAUUCACCCGUUUUGGGCCGGUCCAGCUCGAAGCUGUCCAAUUGGCGCACGCGCAACAAUAUGCCCCCCCCGCGCGAAGCCGACACGGACGCAGGCACCAAUCGCAACCACCCAUUGAACGGCGAUGUCAACGAGUCCUCGGCUGACAAUGCAACUGAUGAGCUGGACGAUACCUUCCCCAGUGUAACCAGCCUGCAAGACGUGCUGGGUGACUUCCUGGAUGACAUCGAGGACGACCGAACUUCGGACAGCCAUGCGAGUAUGGGGAUGGGCCAUGGCGGGGGUAUCACGGGCCUGCACUCGCGCAUGGGUGAUGGGAUUAGUAUGGGUAGUGGGGGCCUGAACAGCGGAGACGAUGUGAUAGUGGAGCAGUCCCAGUCCAAGUACUUCAAUCGCCCGCAAAGUCCUGCACCGGUUGGGGCCAGGGACUCGAUGGUGGGUCAAGGACAGCCCAGUCCUAUGGAGAACCGGUCAGGUGCAUCUUCCCCGUCCCCGUACCGGACAUCGCCCACCCCACCACCGGGGCUUGAGGUGGUUGCCAUGCCAACGUCGUGGGUAUACAAAGACCCGCAGGGCAAUGUGCAGGGCCCGUUUGCGACCAGGGAGAUGUAUCAGUGGCACACGAGUGGGUAUUUCAAGCCGGACCUGAACAUCUCCGAGUACCACGAUACCAUGUCGAGCUCUGGAAGUAUCGUAGGGGCUACCAAUAACUACCACUUCCUCACCCUAGCCCAAUGGCUCAAGGUGUGGGGGCCACGCCAACCAUUCAUGCGAUACGAAACCACGCCGGGUGCAAACGCACCCGCACCGGCCCCCAUGUACGGAAAUACGGGACAGGCGCACGAACGACACGGACAAUCGAUCCCGUCCAACAGCCCCCGCGAACAGCAGUACAACCGCAUGGCCCAACCGCAACAGGGCCAGGGCUACGGCAGCCAGCAACAGGGGUACCAGUCACAGUCACCCUACACCCACGCACACACGCACACGCCCACGCACACACACACGCGCGCGUUACACGGCAACAAUGGGCUGCACCAGAGCAGUAUGGACGCGCUGAAUUGGGACAAGCACCACUCGGGCAGCAUACACAGCGCCAUCGAACCGUACAACCCCUAUAACCCGGACCAACGGACGCCUCAAGCGCAGCACGGCAGAGACGGGUCGUCGUCUCUGUACGAAAACUCGGUUUUUUCCGCGCCUAUCAGUGCACAACACAGCACACACUCGGGUGUGGGGCGGGUGGAGAGUAUGCCGUUCAUGGCUAGAGCUAACGAUCAGAGGUUUGGGUCACCGCUACAGCAGGAUGUCGAACAGGUGAGUACACAGAGACAGUCACAGCCACAGCCACAAUAUCAACAACAACACACACAACAGCAGCAGCAUCAGGCAGCGGAGAAUGCGGAGGGGUACCCACGCUCGCCUAUGGAACAGAUCAUAGGUCAGACAACACCCCCGCAACAACAAGAACAGUCAAACAGAGACGCGCCCAAGGGACAGGACCGAGCACAGGAGACGUACGGGACGAGUGGGUAUGUGCACUCAGAUAACAUGGACGAUGACGGGGAGACGGGUCAGUGGGACGAGAAGGUGCCACAGUAUCAACAGGAGAUGUACACGCAACAGCAACAGCAAAUGCACAAGCAGCGCGAGGAGCGAGAGAGGGCGGUAGCAUUACAGGCCUAUCAGGAACAGCAACGAGAACCCGAGCAUGCGUCUGGGGGUAGAGAUAACAGCGGUAGCAGUAGUGGCGGCCGACCCGAAAGCUCUACCGACCACAGCCAGCACCACACCCCAGCUGUCCGAAAGGCGUCGGAAAGCGACAACAACGGGUGGACUGCGGUGGAGAGCAAACACCAUCACCAUAGCAACCGCAAGCAGAGCGAGCCGAAUACGGAAGCCAAUACGGCGCUGCCCAUGCGCGCGGAAGAGGUGGUCCACGUCACCACCCUCACCACCGAACAGAUCACCUCUGUACGCUCAGCCGAUCCCAACAGCCAGUAUAUGAGCAAGAUGGUCGAGCGAGUGGAGAACAUCUCCAUAGCUCUCGAGACCAAGCCAGCCAUGGCUGCGCCCUGGGCCGAGACCCGUGCCCAUGGCACGCCCGGCGCAGGCGUGCACGCCGCACCGCCUGUCAGUCUACAGCAGACCAUACAGCAGGAGAAGGACGAGCGCGAGCGCAAGGAGCAGCGGCGCUUGGCUGAGCUGGCCCACCUGGCGCAGGUGCAACAGGCCAAGCGAGCACAGACGGCCAAGGCCACAGCCGCGGCCACGGCUGCGGCGGUGAGUGUGCCUGUGGUGCCACAGAAGUCUCUGCGGGAGAUUCAAGUGGAGGAGGAGUGGGUGAGAGAGGCUGAGCGCCAACAGCGCGCGGUGCAGAUGCUGAGCAACGAGAAGCAGGGGCCCGCGCUGAGAUGGGCGUCCGGGGCGUUGCUAGGCAACCCGAAUGCCCCGACCGGGCCUUCGCUGGCGGAUAUUCAGGCGCAGGAACAGCAGGUUAUGGAGGAGCGCAAAGCCAAGCAGAGCUCCGCCCAACACGACUUCACCACACCCCUGAUCCGCAGCGGGUGGAAAAACAACACCCGCCCCACUGUACAAGCAGACACUGCUCUGGAGGCACCCAGGCCCCAGGAGAAGACUGUGCCGGCCGAUGUCUCUGGGGCAGUAUCAGACAAUCUGUGGGAUAUGGUGGAAGCAGAGACCCACGACGACCUCGAACCCGAGACAGUGGUGGUGCAGAAGGCUAUGUCCAAGUCGGAGAAGAAGCGUUUACGCAAAAAACAAAGAGAUGCUGCGGCAUCUGCUCCACAGAAGGUCGAAGCCGUUCCCGUUAAAACGAAGCCACUGAGUGCAGCACCUACCUUUGACGAACGCGUUGAGGACAUUACUACACCCGCUGAACUGCGAGUGUGGGCCGAGGCGAACCUAGAGAAGCUCAACCCGGGUGGACUGGAUGUGGCCACAUUCGUGACGGUCGUUGACGACCUGCCCUCUCCGCCCAAGGUGAUUGAGUUUAUCCAGGACACUCUGGGCAUGGACAACGAAGUACGUGACUUCUGCCAGGGCUACAUCGCACGCAAGCAACACGUGUUUGUGCAGCAGAAGGAACGUGCACAGACCAUGCCACCGCAGAGCAGCGGCGCACCCCCGCAGGGUGUGCGAGGCAAUGCCCCACAGGUGGGUAUGAACUAUGUGACGGCCAAGAUGCAGGGACCAAACUUCUCGGCUCCGUCCAUGGCCUGGCCCGAGUUGCAGCCGUCGCCUGUUGCGCCUAAGCAGGCAGUAGCGCCGCCGGCGAUGACUCAGACCAAACAGAAAGCCGUUGCCAAGGCCAUCGGCAAGAACGCCAAUCCCGCCACACUGGCGACGACACAGGUGACCGCAACCAAGAAGAAGAAGAAGAGCAAGGGCCAGAAACUGGGCCCUGAGCUGCUGGGGUUCAGUGUGAAGGACACUGAGCGCAUUAAUGGGGGAGAGAUACUCGACCCAGUCGCACUGGGUUUGUGAGCCGUGAGCAGUUGAGUGGAGUGGAGCUGCGCGGGAGAAGUAUGAAGGACGUGACUUUGUUUAGUGUAGUAUUAACUAUGUGAAUAUACACAUGGUGUAGUACGAACCAGGUGAACGUGCGGGUGGCCGUCGCCAGAAAGACGAGAACGACUAUGCUCGGCACUUAGGCCUCGGCGUCUUCGGGUUUAGUGUAGAGACUCUCAAAGUAGUAAACGGUGGUGAGAUGUUAGAGCCCAGACCCCAGUGUGACUGGGAGUGCGAGGCGUACUAACUAAUGUUAAGUGAACUCAAUACGAUUAUUUAAAAGUAGGCGGACAGUACUUGGUACAAUAGGAACCAGGCGAAAAUAAGAGGCCGUUUCCACGAAGGAGUGAAUGGCAAAGGCCGAAAGUUGGGCUUUUUCCUUGAAUGAUUUCUGGUUGAGUGUGAGAGAGAUUGCAUCAUAUACCGGUGAGAGCCAUCAUAUCUAGUCUUACUCAGACUGCGAGUCCAGUUAUGCACAGGCUAUUUUUAAAUUUCUAUUUUUAGAUUUGGAAAUCCAUAGUGCACUUGAGGUAUAAUAUACCAGGCGGGCGGUGCUCGUAUCGCAGUCGAGGGAUUUGAGAAAGAGUUAUAGUUGAAACGUAACUGUAAUGGGGACAGAGUACUAGGCCUAGGCACGUUAAGGUGUUCAGAUAGAUGAUCCAGGUGCAUGUGGACUGUUGAGCAUAUUAAAGGGCCAUACCAAGACAUCUGACUGAAAAUCCUUGGGUCACACAGUCUUUACCUUAAUGAUCGUGCUAAAUACUCACCCAUGAUAUGUUGUGUUAUGCCAUACAUCUCUACAAAUGAUCGUACUUAUUAUACGCCCAUGAUGUGUCAGUAAUAUGACAAACAUCUCUAUUAUAAUAAUCGUGCUUAUUAUACGCC
This is a messenger RNA of Sphaeroforma arctica JP610, 5041 nucleotides long. RefSeq lists its product as hypothetical. The record is from RefSeq and is a predicted model, not a curated record. The transcript is spliced from 7 exons. The coding region runs from base 8 to 4132 and encodes 1374 amino acids. Lineage: Eukaryota; Ichthyosporea; Ichthyophonida. Gene Ontology annotation, molecular function: protein binding.